AUGGUGAGAUACACUGUCAUCAUUGUCACUCCCAGUGACAGUCCAGCCACACGUAUUCUCGUUGUUAUCUCGCCGGAGGCUCUUGUAUCUGUAUUGAUCGGCAAGGUCAUUCAACGCUUGCCUAAGCUUUUCCCGAAUCUGAAAGAAACCAAUGACGAUGAUAUCAUCCUCCACCUGGGGGCUGCUGAUGGUCCCAUUCUGGAUGCCGGAGAUCUCUUGUCAGAUGCUAUUGAAAAUCCCAGAGGCGAGGAGAUUUUCGCUGUUUUAAACAAUGACACGACGCCAUCUACUUCAAGCAUUGAUGUUCAGGCCGACAACAGCAACUCUAUUCGAAUUCGGGUUAUCACACCAGAGCUAGCCCGGGCACAUGCUGAUCCUCAGGGCAUCCCACUUUUGAAGAACGAAUCAAUACUUCCUACCAGUACGCUUGCAGAGCUGGAGCUCAGGGUGAGGAGACAUUUGGGACUGAGCGACCAUGAGCUCGUACUGGAGAAACAAGACUGUAACUGUUCAUUCGCGCGUAUUAUCAACAAUAUUGGCACCAUCAACAAUCACAGCGAUAAAGCCGUGAACGCUAUGAACUCACUUGUCGUUGUUCACGGAAAAAAUGAGGUCACACACAUACCAGUAGGCAAUGGGACCACGCUCAGUGCUCUCGGCUCCGCACUGAACAGUACCUUACCUGCAGAGAUCACGACUAAUCAUCUGACCAUGGUUGGCGGAGUGAUUCAAGAACGUCAAUCCGGGCACGAGGUUGACUAUUCAAAGUUGCCUGUCGCAUCAUACUGCUCUUCAACCCGCCACAAACGUCGACGCACGCAUGAUGAGAUAAUAUCCGGAAUAUUAACUCUCGAUCUUCAUACUUCUGAGGUUUCUAUCGAAAUCACCUCAUACAACUGCAAGCUCACACUUGCGGAACUGGGCCUGGUGGAUUGCAUGAUUAAUGGUGUCCUAACACUUUAUGCUGUGCAACGAUGCGUUGAAACAGAGAAAGGCGGCCGUUUAUCAACGGGAAAUGAUGGCAUGUUUCAAGGCUCUGCUUGGUCACAUCCAGUAGAACAGUCUCAGCGGGGCAUGUCGGUUUUCUUGUCCACCUUACGAGUCUUGCAACAAAAACAAGAUGGUUUAUUCGGAGGAGACGGAAUGGAAGAAGCUCAGCAAGACGGUCUGCUUCAUCUGGUACGAUUAUUGACUAGAUUUCCUCCUGCGGUGCGAGCUAUGUACACACUCAUGCAGAAGAAAACCAUGUCGUUCUCGGAGCGGGCUGCACUUUCGCAAUCUUUGUACGAGGUACUCAAAGACAUUGUCCCACUAGAAAUAGUGAAGUCCACCACACGUCUCUUUGAGGGAUCGCGCCUCCUAUUCGGCCUGCUCUUGGAAAAAGCGAAACACCUCAAGGUCACUGAGAAGGGACAAAGCGCACGGCCCUACUUGAAAUCGUUGAGAACAAUUGAUCUGAGGAACAGGAUCACCAUGGAACCUGUCGCUAUUCCUGUACAGGCAGUUAUCGGCCUCAUUGAUAAAGGAGUCGCAGAUGCGUUCAGCGCAAACGGCAGCCUUAAGUGGACGGAUGACACCAACACAACUCCUGUUGGAACGAUUGAUAUUGAUCUUCAGCGGAUUGCUUUGCUAUCUGGUGGAUCCAACCCAUACGUGGCCACCUAUAACGACGAAUCUCGCCGGGCUGACGGAACAGCCAUUUUCGAUGCCAGCUUUGGUGAUCAACUUCGGGAAGUAAAGGAGCCGGACGAAGUCCUCAUGUUCUGUAUUGACUGCAGUGCGUCUAUGGGAGGCGAGAGCGAAUUUCCAGAUGUUGGGCCUCGCAUAAGUCCAGACGACCUUUAUAAAGAAAGGCUUCGAACUGUCAGCGCCACGCUUGAAAGCCAGGGCGAAGAUUUACGUUACGACCGACCUUCGCUUGAUGAAAUGAAAGGUUUCCUUUCGUCUCAUGAGUCCUUCUCUGAUAUGUUAGCAAUCGUUCAGACAGGGGUUACCAGCUCCAAGAGGCAGCUCAAUGCCGAAGAGAUAUUGAAACUUCUAGACGGGCUCGCUCGCGAACAGAUCAUGGCUGAGUCAGAAGAACUUAGACACCUACAUGACACUGGCAUAAACCAGCGUCAACGCCGCAAGACAGAGGAGUUAGAGUCAUCUUUGGCGGCUCUCAAGAACCGAGUGAUCCGGUUGAGAAUGUACAGAGAUGCUUUGAGUGCCUUCCUCGUCUACCGAUCAGAACAUUCAAUUGUAGCAGAGCCGAUGCCACCUCUGGCGGGCGAGGCUCCAGGUUCCUCAUCCGUAUCCCAUUUUCACAACUGUCCUCAUUUCGAUAUUCCCACAGAGAUGACUUGUCCAAUUACCUCCGAUCUGAUGAUCGAUCCAGUGUCAACCGUUGAUAAUUUCACCUAUGAGAGGGUUGCAAUUGAAAGGUGGCUUCAGACCCACGAGAGAUCGCCGUGCACCAAUCUCAAAUUAAAACGCCGCCGAUUGCGCCCAAAUGGUGACUUGAAACAGCGCAUUACCGACUGGACCAACGCUAUUGACAUAACCUCUCAAUACGGCAAUGGGGCUGAGAAGCUUAGUCUAAGUUUCAAGUCCCCGUUAGAAGCGUGGACUGUAGCCGUGGCCAUGCAUACAACCAUGCAUGACGUUUUUGCGAUUGCCUUCCGUGGAACUCGUGGUCGCUAUGCGAAGUUCACGCUGGACCAGAAUCAGAUACAAUUAAAUCCCAGUACAGUGUUGGCCAGAACCGCCAUCGCACACGGUGGCGAUAUUCUCGUCAAACCCCUGACAAUUGCCCAAGAGAAUCAAGGCAGUGGCAAAUACUGUCUGAUCAAGCAAUUCGUGCAGAAUAUUGCAGGUGUCCGCGAGUACAUCGCGCUCUGGACCAACAUUAGGUCUAGAGGUGAUGGACACACGGUUGGUAGCAUUGAAAACCAUUGGACACCUUUGAAAAAGUUUCUGCAUGACGAGUCCUGGUACGAAAGCCUCGAGAGUGAAGACCAAUGGGAUCUAGACGAGCAGCGUCCGCCACCUGUGUUCAAGGUCUGGUUGGGCGGUGCAGCUGCACGCUCAACCGCUGUACUAUCCCGACUAGAUGUGGUAAAACAGAGCUUCGAGGCCUUCAUGAAUAGGGUAUUGGCCUACAAUUUCCAGACCCACAUAGGCCUUGUCACUAUCAGAUCCCAGCCAGCACUCGUCCAAGUCAUCACACAUGCCAUAGAAGAGUUUCGUCACCAGCUCAACAACAUUAGGGCUGAUGGUGAUACUGCACUCUGGGAUUCGAUAUCACUUGCGCAGGAUCAAUUGCAGAGCUACUCUCAGCGGUUUCCGAAGGCGAAACUGCGAAUCAUUUGCUUGUCCGAUGGAGAGGAUAACAAAUCUAGUCAAACGGUUCAUGAUUUGUCAGUGAGGCUCCUGCAAAGCAAAAUUGUACUUGACUCGAUUUCCAUCGGCAACAAUAAUGACGAACUGAAAACCCUCGCACAUCUCACUGGUGGUUACAAGUUCCAUCUGUCAUCAGUAGAGCAGGCGAUGACUAUAUGCGAGUUGGAGCCAGUACUCUCCCAACUGGAGCGUCCAGAGAUCAAGCUUCCUGCUUCUGCUUUCAAGCAUCUAUCAGUACCCAGAGUAAGAUUCCUCGAAGCAGGUCACGACGUUGCAACCGACGAAGUCAGGCAAGACAAAAUUCCUGAUCGCAAAGUUCACCCUCUCCUGGGAGAAUCAUUUGUUGAACUCGGUACUUUUGCUCGACAGUCUAACAUAGCUAGCCGCAGCGACAACAAUUCCCGGUUAUCUAGAAUACACAAUGAGCUUCGGAACACAGGGGCUAAAGGGCAUCCAAGCUAUGACGUGUAUGUCUGUGAGUCAAACAUGGCCUUCUGGAAAGUCGUCAUAGAGGGUCCGACAGAAAGCUCAUUCGUUGGGGGUACAUUUCUCAUCUACCUUGAAAUGCACGACAACUUUCCUGCAUUCGCCCCUGAAUGUCGUUUCGUGACUCCCAUGUAUCAUCCGAAUAUCAACAGUAAGUCUAUCAAGCCUUUGGCGCGAUCUUUCUAGACUGACAAUUAAUCACAGGACAUGGUCGCGUUUGUCAUUCGAUAUUCUCGCGCAACUGGACUGUGGAUACAACGGUGUCGGAUCUCAUCAAUGCUGUUUAUUCGCUGCUACUGAUUCCAGAGUUCAGCGAUCCCAUGUAGGUGUUUCUCUUCUGUGAACUCAUACGCAUCGACUAACCUUGCUAAAGCAACACUUUGGUCA
Aaosphaeria arxii CBS 175.79 is the source of this 4254-nucleotide messenger RNA. RefSeq lists its product as uncharacterized. Lineage: Eukaryota; Fungi; Ascomycota; Dothideomycetes; Pleosporales. Gene Ontology annotation, biological process: protein ubiquitination. The coding region runs from base 1 to 4053 and encodes 1350 amino acids. The transcript is spliced from 5 exons. The record is from RefSeq and is a predicted model, not a curated record. Gene Ontology annotation, molecular function: ubiquitin-protein transferase activity.